AAAGUUACCUGUGCGUGGCGAACAGAUUGAAAUUAUGUUCUAGAAAUUUCUGCACAGAAAAGCGGCUCAGAGGGUUUGAUUUAGAAGUUGGAUAAAGCGGUGAUUCCACUUAUUUUGACAAAGAUAUUACGAAAUACCUGCCCUAUGGACACGAAGAGAAUCGCAAGAGGAUUAGUUUUGGUGGCUUUCAUCGUCCUAGCGAAUUUUUCUUUCCAAGUCACCGGCAGGACAUGCUUCCUAUGUGACUCUCGCAAUGAGCCUUGUCCAGAAGAUUCAGUCAAUGGUACGAGAACGGCAACGUGCUCUGAAGGAAACGAAUACUGUGUAGUUGUAAAGGAUGGAAGACAUGGAGAAACACGAUUCUACAGAGACUGUGUCAACAAAUGCGACAAGGAAUUCGUGAACUGGGAGAAAGAUGGCGAGGUAUAUUGCAAAAUGUGCUGCGAUAAUGACCACUGUAAUGUUGGCCGAUGUGGGUCCCCUGCGGCAUUUACUUUGAGUCGUUCACUGAUUGUCCUUAAUGCAAUCGUUACAUUUGGAUGCAUGUUUGCAGUUGCAUAGAGCCAGCUGCAACAGCCAGAAGAAUAAACACUUCUAUCAUUGUAUGCUUCUGCUCGUAACAGAAAGACAUUAAAUGAAUUCGGUUAGAAAA
Stylophora pistillata is the source of this 652-nucleotide messenger RNA. RefSeq lists its product as uncharacterized. NCBI's taxonomy places the organism in Eukaryota, Metazoa, Cnidaria, Anthozoa, Scleractinia, Pocilloporidae. The record is from RefSeq and is a predicted model, not a curated record.